UUCCCCUCUCCCUCCCUUCCCCAGCCUGAGGGGUCUUGAGGUGACAGCGACUGCAAUUGCGACUCCAGCAGGAGGAGGAGAAGAUGGAUAAGGGGAAGGCUGGGAGACGGCGGUCUUCAUCCGAAAUUGUCACAGAAGGAAAAAGGAAAAAGUCUUCAUCUUCUGAGUUACAUAAGAUAACAAAGAUGUUAAAUGCAAAACCAGAGGAAGUUCGUGUUCAGUCACCGCUGCCCAAACUCAGAAGCUCAGGACGCUGGGAUCUCCCUUUGCAGGGGUGGGAAAGAAGCCUAAGAAAUAAGGUCCUCUCACUAGAUCAUAAAAGUAAAAAAGGAGUCUGUGGGCAUCCUGUCGCUUCUAAUACAUCACCAGAAAGGCAACUCAAAGUUAUGUUGACGAAUGUCCUAUGGACGGAUUUAGGACGAAAAUUCAGAAAGACCCUACCUAGAAACGAUGCUAAUUUAUGUGAUGCCAACAAGGUGCAAUCAGACUCAUUGCCUUCGACAUCUGUUGACAGCCUAGAGACAUGUCAAAAAUUAGAACCUCUUCACCAAAGCCUUAAUUUAUCUAAAAGGAUACCCAGAGUUAUAUUGACGAAUGUCCUGGGAACGGAGUUAGGAAGAAAAUACAUAAAGACCUCAUCUGUAACUGAGGCCAUUUUGAGUGAUACAGACAACUUGAAAUCAGAGCAGCUUUCUUCAUCAUCUGAUGGCAGCCUAGAAUCUUGUCAAAAUCUAAAUCCUCACAAGAACUCCUUUUUAUCUGAAAGAGAACGUGAUAAACAUGCCAAAACUCUUGUUACAAAGAUACAAUGUCAGGUAGCAACUAAAAAUUGUCUUGACCUCAGUAGUGGAAGCAGAGGUUCUGAUCAUCUUGAAGAAGGGAGCAGACACAAGGAUUAUACAUAUUCUGACUCAAAAAUGGAACCUACUCUGAUUUCCAAGAAGAGAAAGAAAAGGCUUAGAAGUAAUUUACCUGAUUCUCAUGAUUCUUCUUUGUAUAAGUCAGCAGAACAGACAAAAGAACAAGAAAAUGACUCAACAGUAUCCACUGAGUUUGAAAAGUCAAGUGAAGACUACCAUCAAGACCCAAAACUGCUUGAAGAAAUUACACCUGUACUUAUAGAAAGUGAUUUUACUGAAGUAUCCUUACUUAAUAAUCAAGAGUUGGCUUUGACUGCUGCUCCGAAAAACACCUCUGACUGUUCAACUACUGAAACUUUUGAAAGCCCUAUUUCCACUGAUCCUGUGGGAAAUUCUACCCUAGGUGAGAAGGAUGAGAAUGAGUUGAACACAAUAGAAAAUCCUGUUUUAAGUGAACAGAGUGAAGGGAACCAAUCUUUGAUCUCCACUGAACCAAUUGUUGUUUCCAGUGAUGAUGAAGGACCUGUUGAACAUAAAAGUUCAGAAAUUCUUAAAUUACAACCUAAGCAAGAUCAUGUCAUCACUAAUGAAACUGAGAUUGCUUCUGAAUCAGCAUUGUCAGAACUACCAUUGAUUACAUGUGAAUCUGUACAGGCUUCAUCUGAAUUAUGUCCACAUAAUCCUGUCUUGGAAAACAUUUCCUGUAUUGUACCUAGUGAUGAGAUGGAUCAACAACUGGAUUUUGUACUUACUUCUGUUUAUAUUGGUAAAAUAAAAGGAGCUUCUAAAGGUUGUGUUACNUUUUUUCUCACUCCUAAGUAUAUAAAGAUUCCAUUUCAAGUGUCCCUGAAUGAGGUUUCAUUGCUAGUGGAUACCACACAUUUAAAGAGGUUUGGAUUAUGGAAAAGUAAGGAUGAUGAUCACAGUAAAAGGAGCCAUGCUAUCCUUUUCCUCUGGGUCUCUUCAAAUUAUCUUCAAGAGAUUCAGACCCAAUUAGAAAACUCUAUGUUAAGCCAGCAAUCAAAGUCAACUGAAUUCAUUUUCCUUGAGCUACACAAUCCUAUUUCACAAAGAGAGGAAUUGAAAUUGAAAGAUAUUAUGACAGAAAUAAGUACAACAAAUGGAGAAUUAGAGCUUUCUUCUCCAUUGUCUUGGGUUCAGGCAUUUCCCUUAUUUCAGAAGCUCUCUUCAAAAGAAAGUUCUUUUAUUCAUUAUUACUGUGCCUCAACAUGUUCCUUCCCUGCUGCUGCUGAAGAAAUGAAGAUGAAAUCAGUAUCACAGCCCACAAAUAUGGAUACACCCAAGCCUACUUACACCUUCCUGCAGAAGCAGAGUAGUGGUUGCUACUCACUUUCUAUUACAUCUAAUCCAGAUGAAGAAUGGCGAGAAGUCAGACACACUGGACCUGUUCAGAAGUUGAUUGUGUAUCCUCCACCACCUACUAAAGGGGGACUAGGAGUAACUAGUGAAGAUCUGGAGUGCUUAGAAGAAGGGGAGUUUCUUAAUGAUGUAAUCAUUGAUUUCUAUCUUAAGUAUCUUAUACUGGAGAAGGCUUCAGAUGAACUUGUUGAACGAAGUCACAUUUUUAGUAGCUUUUUCUAUAAAUGCUUGACGAGAAAGGAAAAUAAUUUAACAGAAGAUAAUCCAAAUCUUUCAAUGGCACAGAGAAGGCAUAAAAGAGUAAGGACAUGGACUCGUCACAUAAACAUCUUUAAUAAAGACUAUAUCUUUGUGCCUGUUAAUGAGUCGUCUCACUGGUACCUUGCCGUCAUUUGUUUUCCAUGGUUAGAAGAAGCUGUAUAUGAAGAUAUUCCACAAACUACGUCACAGCCCUCCCAGCCUCAGCAAUCCCAACUUGACAACAAAACAAUAGAUAAUGAUCUACAGACUACUUCAGCACUAUCCUUGGGUACUGAGGAUUCUCAAAGUACUGAUACGAACAUGUCAAUACCAAAGAAAAUGUGUAAAAGGCCAUGCAUUCUCAUAUUAGACUCUUUGAAAGCUGCUUCUAUACAAAACACAGUUCAGAAUUUACGAGAGUAUUUAGAAGUAGAGUGGGAAGUUAAACGAAAAACUCAUCGUGAAUUCAGCAAAACAAACAUGGUGGACCUAUGCCCUAAAGUUCCUAAACAAGAUAAUAGCAGUGAUUGUGGAGUGUAUUUACUGCAGUAUGUGGAAAGCUUCCUUAAGGAUCCUAUUGUUAAUUUUGAACUUCCAAUUCAUUUGGAGAAAUGGUUUCCUCGUCAUGUAAUAAAGACCAAACGAGAAGAUAUUCGAGAGCUCAUUUUGAAACUUCAUUUACAGCAACAGAAGGGCAGCAGUAGCUAGUUAAUCUGUACAAACAUGACACAGAUGUUCUAUACGAUUACUGGAAAGCUACUUAGCAGCAUUUGUGUUAGCCUGCUCACAGAGGAGAAAAUAACUUGCAGUAGUUUUAUAAGUCAUUGAACAUUAUUUAAAAUAUAUAAGAUAUAUUAUUAGAAUUGUUGGGAUCUCAUAGUUGCAGUGGAAGUGGGGGUAAUAUAGAUAAAAUUAUUAGAUAGAAAUUAAAAUUUCAUAAAUAUUUGAUAUUUUUCUUAUUAAAUAUGCUUGGAUUAUGCAAUAGCGUAUGUAAUGUGUGAAUGUUUUUGUAGAUAAUACAACUACGUGAUUCUGUACUUCAAUGUAACUGAGGGUUGAGGGGAGCUAGGUCCUCCCUGGUGCCAGCCCCAGUGCUUGUCAGCUUUGUUGACAAGUCCCGUUAUAUUGUAAUUCUGUUCUUUGCAGCUCAAGCAUGCAGUAUGAAUACUGUGUAUUUUUUUAAAAAGGAAUUUAGUAUUAAGGCUUCAGAAAAUGCCAUUUACGGCAUCCCUUCUGUAUGGUAUAAAAGAAGACAUGACGUUAGGAAGAUGAUGAAAUUCACUCUUUCAAAGCACAGCUUAUUUUUCUCAAUUGCUAAAUGGAACUGUUAGCUCUAAUUGUUGUUUUCCAUUCUUUUGAUGUUAUAUAUGGGGAUCUGAUCAUUUAAUUUAGUUCAUUUAUUCAGAGUGAAAUUUGGUACAAAAAAAUUCAGUUACCCAAAAUAGAUUUCUUAAAAUUAUAUAUGUAGAUCAACAUCAUUUAUUUGAGGUCUGGCUGUAUAUAAAUACCAACUCCUAUCCUAUUUUGAUAUCCCAGAGUAUAUGUUCACAGUUUCUGUAUCAAAGAUAAAAUUGGUGUCCUCAUAACUUAGAAAAAAUGCCCUCAAAAUCUUAUUGUUAGAACUAAGUUUACAAUUUCAGGCUCUGUUUACCCAAUAUUCAUCUGCAAAUAUAAACAGAUUACUCUCAUUGGUUUUAUAUUUUCAAAUUGUAGUUUUUAGAGACCUGUGAUCCCAUGGAAUUUAAGUUUUUAUUUAUCAAAUGUUCAGGUAACAGUUAUGAAUUCAUGUGAUGAUGGUGGUAUUUCAUAUGAUUAAACACUUCCCAGGAAUGUUAUCAGGAAUAUUUUGAAGGGAUGAUUGAUUAUAUUGUAUUUUCUCAGAUAAGAAAAAUGUUUUUUAAGAUUAUUAUUUUAAUCUUCUGUCUUAAGCAUCUCUUGGAUUUAUAACUAUCUAAAGCAGUGAAGCAAAGACAAUUUCAGAUAGAGCGAAAAGUUGGAAUAUUUCAUUUCAAAAUCAAAUGAAUUGAGGUUGUCAUCAGCAUUCUUAAGUUUUUGUUAACCGUGUCUCCAUCUUUAUAUUGUUAAAGAUAGUUGUCUUUUGGAGAUUUCCUAUAAAGAUGGUUAUAAUUAUGUUUCAUUCCUGAUUUGUGUGUGGGGAGGGGACUUUUCUAGAUGACUAUUAAUAAUUUUGUAAAUCUAAUUUUGGGAAAGCAAGUGUAUAAUACACUUUCUUGUGACUUCUUAACUUUUUUGUUCGUAUGUUUUUCAAUGAUACCACUGUCCUUUAUCAUGUUUGGAAGAUUGUUUAAAAUUCAUUUUCCUAAAUUCAUGUGGAAGUAAUGCUUUGAGAAUAUCAACAUUUUGUAUUAAACAUGUUUCCAGUUCAUUAAACUGCGGUGUAAUUUUUUUUUAAAGAAAUGCCAGCCAUGCUUAGAAAUAAAUUUUAAAUUGUAUGAUGCCCAGUGCAUAUCAUA
Molecule: messenger RNA, 4954 nt
Organism: Manis javanica (Malayan pangolin)
Lineage: Eukaryota; Metazoa; Chordata; Mammalia; Pholidota; Manidae
Source: RefSeq, a predicted model, not a curated record